Messenger RNA from Symbiodinium pilosum, 1578 nucleotides. NCBI's taxonomy places the organism in Eukaryota, Dinophyceae, Suessiales, Symbiodiniaceae. The record is from the annotation of a GenBank genome assembly.
AUGCAGCCAGAGAACAGCAAGCAUGCAAGCAGCGGAAGAGAGAUCAUCCACAUCCAGGUUGGCAAAGCUGGCAACGCAAUUGGGAACCAGUUCUGGAAGGCUCUUUGCGAGGAACAUGGUCUCAACACACAGAAGGAUGACAACAUGAAGGGCUGCUUGAUGGAUGAUGGCGAGGGUCAGGGUCCAAAAGGUUACAUCGACGUGUUCUUCAAUGAGGGCAGGUCAAUGGAGGGCAAGACCAGAUACGUUCCCAGAGCCAUAUUGCUGGACACCAACAUGGGCGACCUGGCGACCAUCGCAGAGGAUAGUGCCGUUGGUGACCUCUACAGACCGGAAGACAUCAUUGGCAAUGACGAAUCUUCGGGGAAUUGCUACGCCAAGGCAUUUCACACGGAGGGCCCAGACCUUGCAGAUCGAUGCCUGGAGAUGGUCCGCAAGGAGGUAGAGAAGUGCAACUGCCUGCAAGGGGUUCAGUUUUGCCACGCUGCCAUCGGUGGCACUGGGACCGGACUGACUGGUCUCGUGCUGAAGACCCUUCGAGACUACCUGGACAAGCAAAGUCGGGCUGUCAUGCAAUCCUUUGUUUUGGCUCCAGCACCCGGAAUCUCAGAUGUGGUCCUCGAGCCAUACAAUGCGUGUUUAUGCUUCCAGGACCUGUUAGAGUACACAGACCAGGUUUUCCUCUUCGACAACAAAGCGCUGAGCGAAAUCUGCCAGAAAGCUUUGGAGCAGGAUAUGCCCAAGAUGGCCGACCUGAAUGAUGUAAUAGUAAGAUGCAUGUCGGGCAUCACAUCGUGUCUGAGAUACACUGGUCCGUUGAAUGCAGACCUGCGGAAAUUACAGACCAAUCUGGUGCCCUUCAAGAACGCACACUUUCUCAUCAAUGGCCUGGCCCCGCUCAACUCCAAGGCGGCAGAAAAGUACCGGAAAGCAAGCGUGCUGGACCUGACGCAGCAGAUGCUCUCCAAGGACAACGUGACUGUAAAGUGCGAUCCACUCAAUCCUGGCGACGAAUUUCAUGGUAUGUUGAAAGCGCGCUUUCUGGCAUCAUGGACGUCAUGGAAGGGCAAAUUUCCAACAAAGGAGGUGGACAAGGCUCUGCAUGACAUACAGAAGGAUGGUUCUCGGUACGACAAGUUCUUCCCAGAUUGGAUUCCAAACUCGAUCGCAUCAAACAUCUCCGGCGCAAAGCAGAAGUCCCAGGAACAACGGAACGUGGUCUUCACAACAAACAACACGGCUGUCCAUGAGGUUUUCGACAGGUCCAUCAAAGCAUGGGACAACACGUACAAGUCGAGAGCUUUUGUGCACGUCUUUGAGCAGGAUGGCAUCUCCGUGCAGGAUCUGAUGGAAAGCCGUAACAUCGUGCAGUACAUAUCAGAUGCGUACUGUGAGUUUGGCCGCUGGGAAGACAAGUUCUUCGAGGACAUUUCUGGUGGAGGGAAGCCUGUCGUCAAAGAGCGAGCGAUUGACAAUGACGAGCAGCGCAACAUCGCCCAAGAGCUGAAGGAGCUUUGGCAGGGCGAGAUGUACAUUAAGGUCGAUCCCCUGGGAAGGGGUGCUGGGCAGACUGUGUGA